AUGGAACAGCGGAACCGGCUCGGCGCCCUCGGAUACCUGCCGCCGCUGCUGCUGCACGCCCUGCUGCUUUUCUUGGCCAACGCUACAUUCACCGAAGUCCCCAAAGAUGUGACAGUGCGGGAAGGAGACGACAUCGAAAUGCCCUGCGCGUUCCGGGCCAGCGGAGCCACAUCAUAUUCGCUGGAAAUUCAAUGGUGGUACCUCAAAGAGCCGCCCCGGGAACUGCUGCACGAGUUGGCGCUCAGUGUGCCCGGCGCCCGAAGCAAGGUGACGAGUAAGGAUGCAACAAAAAUCAGCACCGUGCGCGUCCAGGGCAAUGACAUCUCGCACCGGCUCCGGCUGUCGGCCGUGCGGCGGCAGGACGAAGGCGUGUACGAGUGCCGCGUGUCGGACUACAGCGACGACGACACGCAAGAGCACAAGGCCCAGGCGCUGCUACGCGUGCUCUCGCGCUUCGCGCCGCCCAACAUGCAGGCUGCAGAGGCCGUGUCUCACAUCCAGAGCAGUGGCCCGCGUCGCCACGGCCCCGCCAUCGCAGCCAACGCCGGGGGCCCCACUGGUACCGUGGACCGCGCCACCUCUGAGCCCAGGCGCGGCGACAAGAGCCCACCGCCAUCCGGGGGCCCGCCUGGUUCCCCAGAUCCCGGAAUCGCCGAAGUCGCUUCUGCGGCCCACGCCGCCACCACCACUGUAGCGGCCGCGGCCGCCGCCUCCUCCGCGUCCCCGCCACCCGGCCAAGCAGUCCUCCUUCGCCAGCGGCACCGCUCGGGUAAGGGCGAGCGCCGGGAGUGCGACGCGCACGCGCGGGGGAGGGCGGGGUCUGCGGCGGACGCCCCCGGGGGUCUCCUGGAAGAGCUGGAGACUUAG
This is a messenger RNA of Chrysochloris asiatica (Cape golden mole), 867 nucleotides long. It is a transcript of the gene VSTM2B, whose product is annotated as V-set and transmembrane domain containing 2B. The record is from RefSeq and is a predicted model, not a curated record. Bases 1 to 867 code for a protein of 288 amino acids. The transcript is spliced from 4 exons. Lineage: Eukaryota; Metazoa; Chordata; Mammalia; Afrosoricida; Chrysochloridae.